Hyalella azteca is the source of this 3891-nucleotide messenger RNA. RefSeq names its product cytosolic 10-formyltetrahydrofolate dehydrogenase. NCBI's taxonomy places the organism in Eukaryota, Metazoa, Arthropoda, Malacostraca, Amphipoda, Hyalellidae. The record is from RefSeq and is a predicted model, not a curated record. Gene Ontology annotation, biological process: biosynthetic process; one-carbon metabolic process; 10-formyltetrahydrofolate catabolic process. Gene Ontology annotation, molecular function: formyltetrahydrofolate dehydrogenase activity; aldehyde dehydrogenase (NAD+) activity. Gene Ontology annotation, cellular component: cytoplasm.
UGUACAAUGCCAGUGUUGUGUUGCCUGUUGUGGCGGUAGGUUAGGGUAUUUGGGGACUGAUUAAGGGAUAUUCACGCACAACGUGGUCGUUAUAGCAUGUUGGCCGCGUCACAAGUAUACAGGCGUUUUAGUACGUCACAGAGCCUGCUAGACAAGAUGCGUGUCGCAAUUAUUGGCCAGAGCACCUUUGCCGGGGAGGUGUACAAGCAACUCAUGAAAGAAGGUCACAAGAUUGUCGGAGUCUUCACCAUUCCAGAUCAAGGAGCGAAAGAAGAUCCGCUCGCUACCGUUGCUGCGGGCGACAAUGUGGCUGUGUUUAAGUUCAAGUCCUGGCGCAGCAAGGGAGUCGUUCUUCCUGAAGUUCUUGACGCCUACAGAUCUGUGGAGCCUGACCUCAAUGUUAUGCCAUUCUGCUCGCAGUUCAUUCCUAUGGAGGUAAUAAAUCAUCCUAAACACAAGUCCAUCUGUUAUCAUCCGUCCAUCCUGCCGCGUCAUCGCGGCGCCUCGUCCAUCAACUGGACUCUGAUGUGUGGAGACAAGAAGGCAGGCUUCUCUAUAUUCUGGGCUGACGACGGCCUCGACACCGGCCCCAUCCUGCUGCAGAGAGAGACCGAUGUCGACCCCAACGAUACCGUCGACUCGCUCUACAAUAGAUUCAUGUAUCCUGAGGGCAUUAAAGCUAUGGUGGAGGCAGUUCGUCUGGUUGAUCAAGGCAAGGCUCCCAGGAUAGUCCAGCCCGAGGAAGGCGCCACGUACGACGCGAUGCUGAACAAGCCAGAGCUCUGCAGGCUGCCGCUCGACCAACCUGCUGAGGCCAUACAUAACUUCGUGCGUGGCAUGGACUCAUCCCCUGGAGCUUGGGUCUCCUUGGAUGGCAAGCAGACGAAGCUCUACGGAUCGAAGCUUUGGACGGGAGCCGCCCCGAGUAAAGGCAAAGAGGUGACCAUCGAGGGCCUCUCCACUCCAGGCCUCAUUACUGAAGACGGCUUGAUACUCACUGGCUCUGAUGGCAAUAAGGUGUCCAUUGCCCGUCUGAGCGUAGACGGGAAGAUGGUCGUGGCUUCUAAAUACGGAGCUGCGGGCGAGGGCAAAGAGACUUUGAAGCUCACGGAAAAAGAACAAGCCGUGGCUGAGCAACUAAAGGGGACUUGGAAAGCAAUACUCAAUAUUGAAAUUGUGGAUGAAACGGAUUUCUUCAAAGCCGGUGCUGGUUCAAUGGAUGUUGUCAGGCUGGCUCCACUUUUAACCUAAUUUUGUGAUAUUUCAUUGAAAGCCGAGUAUAUACAUAUAAGCUGAACAUUUCUUCUUAUAUUAAUAUUAACAAUUCGACUUGACAUUUACAAAAAAAAAAAAAACAUUCGCGAUGCCAUGUCUAUUAGGCAAAAUUUAUUGAUGAAUUAUUUCUGAUUCCUACUGUAUGAGAAGUCGAUUCAUUCCUCCUUCAUCUCGUACCAGUAGUUCUGGCUGUUCAGUUCUAUUACCACAACGAAAAUGAAACCAAUUGAUCCAAAUUUUAAUUUGAUGGUCUGUUUUUUUCAGGUGCAAAGCGCCAGUGCGACGGACGUAGACUCGGCCGUCAAAGCUGCGCACUCAGCUUUCUACGAAGGCGAAUGGGGGAAAAUGAACGCCCGAGACAGAGGGACUCUGCUCUUCAAACUGGCAGAUAUCAUGGACGAGCACAAGGAAGAAUUGGCCACGCUGGAAUCUCUAGAUUCUGGGGCCGUGUACACCCUUGCCCUGAAAACGCACAUCGGCAUGAGCAUCGACACGUGGCGUUACUUCGCGGGAUGGUGCGAUAAAAUACAGGGAGCGACCAUCCCCAUCAAUAACGCUCGUCCCAACCACAACCUCUCCAUCACAAAGAAGGAACCCAUCGGAGUGUGCGGCCUGGUGACUCCCUGGAACUACCCUCUGAUGAUGCUGUCCUGGAAGAUGGCUGCGUGUCUCGCCGCCGGCAACACCGUCGUUAUCAAGCCAGCUCAGGUCUCGCCCCUCACCGCACUCAAGUUUGCCGAGCUCUCCGUCAAAGCUGGCAUUCCUCCAGGCGUUAUAAACGUGCUUCCUGGAACAGGUGGUGUGUGCGGACAGGCGAUCGCGGAUCAUCCGCUGGUACGGAAACUCGGCUUCACAGGCAGCACUGAAAUAGGAAAAGUUAUCAUGAAGUCUUGUGCUGAAAGCAACCUGAAAAAGGCAUCUUUGGAGCUUGGGGGUAAAAGCCCGUUCAUCAUUUUUGCCGACUGCGACCUCGACAAAGCCGUUAGAAUGGGCAUGAGCAGUGUUUUCUUCAACAAAGGAGAGAACUGCAUCGCGGCAGGUCGCUUGUUUGUCGAGGACAGCAUCCAUGAUGAGUUUGUCUCCAGGGUCGUGGAGGAAUGUAAGAAAAUGGUGAUCGGUGAUCCCCUUAACCGCGCCACCACGCAUGGACCUCAGAAUCAUCUGGCGCACCUGAACAAACUCCUUGACUAUAUCAGCACCGGCGUGGACCAGGGAGCUAAACUCGUCUAUGGAGGCAAGAGGCUUCCUGGCAAAGGCUACUUCCUUGAGCCUACCGUCUUUACGGAAGUUAAAGACCACAUGUACAUCGCCACCGAAGAGAGCUUCGGACCUAUUAUGAUCGUGUCUCGGUUUCCCAAUGGUGACCUGGACGGUGUGAUACGUCGCGCUAAUGACACCGAGUUCGGUUUAGCUUCGGGCGUGAUGACGAAGGACGUAACGAAGGCCUUGUACGUCUCUGAACGCCUCGACGCCGGCACCUGCUUCGUCAACACCUACAACAAAACCGACGUCGCUGCUCCGUUUGGAGGAUUUAAGCAGAGUGGCUUUGGCAAGGACCUUGGACAGGAGGCACUUAAUGAGUACCUCAAGACAAAGACCAUCACUUUUGAGUACUGAGUUUCAGUGAUUCUUCGCCAAGUCUUGACUCUCAACUUGUAGGUGCUUGGGAAAAGUUAGAUGAGCAUUCAAUUGACGAGACAAUUUACGUGGGAGUUCGGUGCUCAAUCGCGUCUGCAACUGUAUCUUUUCUUAGAAUUGACUUUGAUUUAUAAGAUCUUUCUUGCUUAUUUUACUGCUGAAAUUCCAUAAAAGAUAAAUUGGUCAUGAAGUAGCGGUUGAAGCGUUGUUAACAAUUAGCAUUGCAUUCUUGAGCCGCGCGCAUGUUUUUCUACUUCUAGUUGUGAUUUUUUCGAUUUUUUUUUUGCUCCAUUUGUUGACGUUUUUUUUUAUUGUUUUACUGUUUAAAUCUUUCUCACGGUUUUAAACCCUUUUUGUUAACUAUUUUUAACAGAAUCUUUCUUGCAUUGGUUUCUAGUCCAAAAUUUCUGCUGUAUUUAUUUGUACCAGAGGUAGUAAUACCAUGAAACGAGAACGGCUGUAGCCAGAUAUUGCUUGAUUUCCUUUUGGCUCCUUUCCAUCGAGUGAGCUGAUGCUGUGUAAUUUAGUUCAAUUAUUAUGUUGCUGCCUUUUUCGGUUAAUUUUUUGUAAAAUUAUUUUAAGCAACCAUUAUCAUGAGCAUUCGCGACAAUAGGCUGAUGUUUUUUCUUGCUUAAAACGCUGGAUACAUUUUCAGCAUAUUUUUAUAAUAGCUCUAAGCUCUAUUUGAAUGUUUGUAUUACUCUUGUUACUACAUGGUAAAUGUCCUGGAGCAAUCUGUCAGGUUCCUCCUUAUAAACGACAAUUGUUGGGUUUUAAUGAAGUAUGUUUCAAUUCAUACAGUAAUUUGAUAAGGAAAUUGUUCCAUUGCAAAAGCUUUCAAAGGAUUGACGUUUGUAUGCAGCUUAGCCAGCCCUAUUUUUCAUGGACAAGUAACUGUGCUCGUGGUUUUUACAUUAAGAUUGCGUAAUCUUUUACAAAUUCCAAGCAAACAAAUUUCAAGACAUGGACAUUACUAAU